Molecule: messenger RNA, 1672 nt
Organism: Labrus bergylta (ballan wrasse)
Lineage: Eukaryota; Metazoa; Chordata; Actinopteri; Labriformes; Labridae
Source: RefSeq, a predicted model, not a curated record
UGCAUUCUAUUCUGUUCGCCGUCAGAUUAUGUGACCACUUUUUGAGUAACCCGUAAUCUUACUAUCAAUAUUAAGAUAAUUUGUUUUUAAGCAUGUGGUAUUAGGAUAGGUUUAUUGUAUUUGUGUGAGGGAUAAUGUUUUACAGGAGAAAGUUGUUGCACUUCUGCAAACAGAGAGCAACACGAGUGAAGAUAACUGUACAAGAUGCGAGCCCUCCUCCUAGAUACUCACUUUAGCUAAAUUGUUGAAGGAGCAUCAAAAGGAUGUCAUUAGAGUGCCCAAUGUCACUUUCACCCCCUCCUCCUCCUCCUCCUCCACCUCCACCUCCUCCUGCUCCAGGCCUUCCUCCUCCACCUCCACCUCCUCCACCUCCUCCUGGUCCAGGCCCUCCUCCUCUGGCCUCAGCACCUAAGAAGAAACUCUAUCAGACCAUAGCCAGUAGCAGGAGUCCUGUGAAAGGGGACCACACUGAGGCCCGCUUACUGCUCAGUCAGCGAGAGAGCAGUUUUAGGAAGGACCUGCAGUGGAUACUUGUGAACACAUAUGUGCCCUCCCUCAUCCAAGAUGGUCCACAGUGUGGUCUGGUGGCUUUGUGGAUGUCUGCUCAGCGUUGUCAGUCACAGCUGAGUGUUGACAUGGAAACUGUCGUUCAGACAGCGCUGAGCAGGGGAUACACGGCUCAGGGGGAAAUGUUUUCAGCUGACAACAUGGCCCUCCUGGCAGAGGAGGUGUGUGGCUGUAAGGCAGAACUGCUGUCAGGAGGAUUAAGUGGUAAAAAUGCUGCGACCAUCAUUGCACACCUGUGGGGCAGACAGCCUGUUCUCAUCCCAUAUGAUGAGGACUACAACCAUGAGCCGUGCCAGCGCAGUGGUCACAGGGCGCACUGGGCGGUCGCUUCAGGUGUUCUCCUGGGUUUAGACCAGGGGAGUGUGAGCAAAGAGCACACCCAACCUGAUCCCACUCUGCCCUGGCUCCACCUCACCACUGACCGCAGCUCCUCUUGUCCUGUUGGAGCAGCGGUCAAAGAGCUCUACAUCCUGGCUAAGCAGGGUAAAAGCCUGCGCUACCAGCUGUGGAGUUGGGACAGCGUCGCCCAUAGCAACGAGCAGCUGAGGACGAUGGACCCUCAGAGGGCUAACGAUGGGACCCAGUACGUUGUUCCUCCUGGUGGAGUGGAAGCCGGGCUGGCUGGGAAGGCGGUGUUAAUCCACACGAUGACACAGGAGCAGCGGCUGUCAUGUGGUGAAGCAUCACAGUGAGCCGAUAUGGUGAUCCAUGGAUACAUAUUUAACACAUUUCCAGAAUGUUUUACAGCUGAACAGUGUGAUGUGUCAUUCUGAAAGGGCUUGAACAUGUAAACUGUAGUGUCAUGGUAGUCUGUAGUUUUUUUGUGGAUCCUGUUAUGAGAUAUAAAUAUUCUUUUGUCUCAUUUUAGCAUUUCACGCUGUACAAGGCUGUUACUGACGGUGCUGUGGACACAAUAAUGCCUUACUGCAGUAUCAGCAACACUGAAUGUAUGUAUUAAUAUUAUCAAGAGAUAAGAGUUAAGAGUUUUUUAUUCAGGGCCUAAGUCAUUACUUUUAUUUUAAAGCAGUUCUAUUUUUAUUAUCAAUAAAAAAAGUCUCUUGGUGUGGAAAACAUAAUAAACUGAAUUUGGUACACUUUUACAAUA